AUGUCCUUCUCUCAGUUCGGAUAUCCCUACAGCACCACUUCACAGUUUUUCGUGCCCGCCAGCCCCAGCACGACCUGCUGCGAGGCUGUCCCCCGCUCCGUGCCGGAUGCCUCCUCGGCGCCGGCCGCCGCCUCCCUCUGCUGCGCCCCGUACGAGAGCCGGCUGCUGGCGCCCGGCCGCGCCGAGCUCAAUGCGGCGCUGGGCAUGUACGGUGCCCCGUACGCCGCCGGCCAGGGCUACGGCAACUACCUGCCCUACAGCGCCGAGCCCGCAGCGCUCUACACCGCGCUGAACCCCCAGUAUGAAAUCAAGGACGGCGCCGGCACGUUGCACUCGGGGAUCGCGCAGCCCGCUGCCUACUACUCCUACGAUCAUUCCUUGGGGCAGUACCAGUACGACAGGUACGGGACGGUGGAUUUCAGUGGUUCGGCCAGACGCAAAAAUGCAACGCGAGAGACGACGAGCACCCUCAAGACGUGGUUGUACGAGCACCGCAAAAACCCCUACCCCACCAAAGGAGAGAAAAUCAUGCUGGCCAUCAUCACCAAAAUGACCCUGACGCAAGUGUCCACUUGGUUUGCUAACGCCAGACGGAGGCUCAAGAAAGAAAACAAAAUGACCUGGUCUCCCAAGAACAAAGCGGGGGAAGAGAGGAAAGAAGAAACCCCGCGGGAAGAGGAGGAAUACGAGCAGAAGAGCUGCAAGGAGGACAAGGAGCUGCGGUUCAGCGACCUGGACGACCUGGAGGAGGAGGAGGAGGAGGAGGAGGAGGAGUCGAGGAAGCCGGAGAAGGGCCGGGCCAGCUCCCUGCAGGAAGCCCCCAGCCUCGGCGCGGCGCUGCCCGAGGCUCCGCGGAGCGACUGCAGCCUGCCCGGCCCCUUCCGCGCCUUUCCCUGCGCCAAGCGGAGGGGAGAGGUGUUAUCUGCUCCGGGAACAAAGCGCAGGUUCCCUACGCGUGUCCGCGGCGGCGGGGCCGGGCCGGGCCCCGCUCCCCGCCGUGUCCCGGCCGCCUCCGCCCAGCGCACCGGGGAGAGACCCGGCUCCCUCCCGUUCCGUUUGCCCGGCGGCUUUGGGAAGAGGCUCCCCGGAGAGGCAGCUCUGCAGCGGCCUCCUGAGCUGCCCACGGGAGAGGAAACCUGCACGGCCCUCGCGGCCCAGGGGCGGCCAGGAGCUCCCCCGGGUUGCCGACUCUGCCCCCCGGCCCUGGUAUCCCCCGGCCUCCACGGGAGCGCCCGAAGGAGCCGCGAAGCCCCCGGGGGUGGUUAA
Molecule: messenger RNA, 1266 nt
Organism: Haliaeetus leucocephalus (bald eagle)
Lineage: Eukaryota; Metazoa; Chordata; Aves; Accipitriformes; Accipitridae
Gene: IRX6
Product: iroquois homeobox 6
Exons: 6
Coding region: 1-1266 (421 amino acids)
Biological process (GO): cell development; neuron differentiation; regulation of transcription by RNA polymerase II
Cellular component (GO): nucleus
Molecular function (GO): DNA-binding transcription factor activity, RNA polymerase II-specific; RNA polymerase II cis-regulatory region sequence-specific DNA binding
Source: RefSeq, a predicted model, not a curated record